Phaedon cochleariae (mustard beetle) is the source of this 7738-nucleotide messenger RNA. Lineage: Eukaryota; Metazoa; Arthropoda; Insecta; Coleoptera; Chrysomelidae. The record is from the annotation of a GenBank genome assembly.
CAAAUGUCAAAUGUUGUGAUGAAAGCUGUAAAGAAAAAGUAUUGAAAAUUGAAAUUGAAAUAUCUUAAGAAAAUAUAGUAGAAAUAGUGAUAUUUGUGCUCAGGUCUACAAUAAGCUUCAAACAAUGUUUAUAUUUCUGGAAAUGGAUACAUGAUCUUUCAAGGGUUGAAUUCUGGAUGUCAGCAUACUAAUAUCCACAUUGAUAUUUCCUUUUUCUAUUCUACACGUCAGAUGCGAUGAUCCCCUUGAAAUAUUUGUGGGGUUUCCAUAAUUAAACUUUCCAUUCACAUAGUUAAAAUGCAAUCUAAUUCGAAAACCAAGGAAAUGUUCAUAUUAAGGGCUUUGGAGAAAAUACUCAAUGAUAAGGAAAUCAAAAGAUCCUAUCAUUCUCAACUGAAAAGAGCUUGUGAAGCUGCACUUGAACAAAUUAAAAAUGAAACUAUUGAAGAGAGGACUGAGGAUGAUAGAGUUUCUGAUGCUCUUCCUCUGCCAAAAAGUGGGGAAGCAAACAUAAUUACCACAGAAAAGUACUUUCUUCCUUUUGAAUUGGCAUGCCAGAGCAAGUCUUCCAGGAUAGUUGUUACUGCUUUGGAUUGCCUACAGAAACUUAUUGCUUAUGGUCAUUUGACAGCCAAUAUUCCUGACUCUACUACACCUGGAAAAUUAUUGAUUGACAGGAUUGUUGAAACUAUUUGUUCUUGUUUUACUGGACCUCAAACUGAUGAAGGCGUCCAAUUGCAAAUCAUCAAAGCCCUUUUGACGGUAGUCACCAGCCAACAUGUCGAAGUGCACGAAGGCACCGUUCUCAUGGCCGUCCGCGCUUGUUACAACAUCUUCCUGGCCAGCAAGAACCUCAUCAACCAGACGACAGCGCGCGCCACCUUGACUCAAAUGCUGAACGUCAUUUUCACGAGGAUGGAAAAUCAGGCGGUAGAAGCGGAAGUUCAGGCGGAACUGAACUCUGUGCAGGUCAGUAACGAUUCGAAGUCGGUCAAGUCAUUGAAGAUCGACGGACCGGAAAGCGAGGUUAGGAGCGACAGUGCGGAGGUAGAGGUGACUGGGGAGCAGAUCGUCGAAGAAGUUUUGGCUAAUGUUUUGGAUAAUGUUCUGGCUGAAGUGGGGGAGAAUAAACAGCAGGUUGAGUAUGGCUUGAAUUCGCCGGAAGUUGAAACACAAAGCAUUACAUCGUCAAUGACGAGAAUACCAUCCCAAGAAAGCAUGGACAUCCAUAGCGAAAACGACUCAGCAGUCACAGCGAAAUUCACUCACAUACUGCAAAAGGACGCUUUUUUAGUAUUCCGAGCCCUCUGCAAACUGUCCAUGAAACCCCUGCCAGAAGGUACACCAGACCCGAAAUCGCACGAGCUCCGAUCCAAAAUCCUCUCUUUGCAACUCCUACUAUCAAUCCUGCAAAACGCAGGACCGGUCUUCAGAUCCAACGAAAUGUUCAUCACAGCCAUAAAGCAGUAUUUAUGUGUGGCUCUGUCCAAAAAUGGGGUUAGUUCCAUACCCAAAGUGUUUGAACUGUCUUUGGCGAUAUUUCUGGCGUUGCUGUCCAAUUUCAAGCUGCAUUUGAAGAUGCAGAUCGAGGUCUUCUUCAAGGAGAUAUUCCUCAACAUAUUGGAGACGACCAAUUCCUCGUUCGAGCACAAAUGGAUGGUCAUACAAGCCCUGACGCGGAUAUGCGGGGAUGCGCAGAGUGUAGUGGACAUUUACGUGAACUAUGACUGCGAUCUUUCCGCUGCUAACCUCUUCGAGCGACUAGUCAAUGAUCUGUUUAAGGUGGCGCAAGGUAGGCAUUCCAUAGAGCUGGGAGCCUCUCAGAACCAAGAGAGGGCGAUGAAACUGCGCGGCUUGGAGUGUCUCGUCUCGAUCCUGAAGUGCAUGGUGGAGUGGAGCAAAGACCUGUACGUGAACCCGAAUUUGCAGUCCACCGUGGGGGAACAGGAGCCGAGCAAAGAGAACGACAAUAGUUCGUUGAAGUCGGCCCAUGGCGGGUCAACGGCCAGCUUUCAUUCCAGCGAUAGCGGCGGUGGAAAUAAGGAGGUGCUGGAUUCGCCGGAACAGCUCGAGGUUCUCAAACAACAAAAGGAGGUAUGGGAAACGGGCAUAGACACUUUCAAUCGCAAACCGCGCAAGGGCAUAUCCUACCUGCAGGAACAAGGUCUCCUCGGCCAGAGCCACGAAGAAGUGGCCAAGUUUCUGCAGACGGACGAGCGCCUGGACAAGACGUACAUCGGCGAGUUCCUCGGCGACAACGACGAGUUCUGCAAGCUGGUCAUGUACGCGUACGUGGACCAAAUGGACUUCACGAAGAUGGACUUCGUGUCGGCGCUGCGGCAUUUCCUGGACGGGUUCCGCUUGCCGGGGGAGGCCCAGAAAAUUGACAGGCUGAUGGAGAAGUUCGCCAGCAGGUACUGCGAGUGCAACCCGAACAAUGGCCUUUUUGCCAGCGCCGACACCGCUUACGUGCUCGGCUUCUCCAUCAUCAUGCUUACCACCGAUCUGCACUCUCCGCAGGUCAAGCACAAGAUGACCAAGGAGCAGUACGUCAAGCUGAAUCGCGGCAACACUGACAGCAAAGACGUACCCGAAGAGUACCUGUCGCAGAUCUACGACGAGAUAGCCGGACACGAGAUCAAGAUGAAGAACGUGGUGAGCAGGCCGGGCAAGCUGAUCACCACCGAGAAGCGCAGGAAGAUCCUGUUCAACAUGGAGAUGGAGGCCAUCUCGACGGCGGCCAAGAACCUGAUGGAGUCGGUGUCGCACGUGCAGGCGCCUUUCACGCUCGCCAAGCACCUCGAGCACGUGAGGCCGAUGUUCAAGAUGGCGUGGACGUCGUUCCUGGCGGCGUUCAGCGUCGGGCUGCAGGACUGCGACGAUCCCGAGGUGGCGGCUCUUUGCUUGGACGGCAUAAGAUGCGCCAUCCGCAUCGUGUGCAUCUUCCACAUGCCCAUGGAGCGUGACGCGUACGUGCAAGCCCUGUCGCGCUUCACUUUGCUGAACGCCACAUCGCCCAUCACCGACAUGAAGGCGAAGAACAUCGACACGAUCAAGACCCUCAUCAUGGUGGCGCACACCGACGGCAACUACUUGGGCGUCAGCUGGCUGGACGUGCUCAAGUGCAUUUCGCAGCUGGAGCUGGCGCAGCUGAUAGGCACUGGCGUGCGGCCGGAGUUUUUGGCGGGGCCGGGACACAAGCCGCCCGACCCGGGAUCCAAGGAGCGCAUCGGGCAGACCAGCUCGCAAAGCGUCGUCGUCGCCGUCGAUAGGAUUUUCACUGGGUCUACCAGGUUAGAUGGUGAUGCCGUGGUAGAUUUCGUAAAAGCCCUGUGCAAAAUAUCCCUGGAGGAGCUAGCCCAUCCCGGCCACCCCAGGAUGUUCUCCCUCCAGAAAAUCGUCGAAAUCUCCUACUACAACAUGGGCAGAAUCCGUCUGCAAUGGUCGAAAAUCUGGCAGGUCCUCGGCGAACAUUUCAACACGGUCGGUUGCAACCCCAACGAGGAAAUCUGCUUCUUCGCGGUCGACAGCCUGCGCCAACUCUCGAUGAAGUUCAUCGAAAAAGGAGAGUUUUCCAACUUCCGAUUCCAAAAAGACUUUCUCCGUCCCUUCGAGUACAUCAUGAAGAACAACAAAUCGCCGACUAUCAGAGACAUGGUGGUGCGGUGUGUCGCGCAAAUGGUGAACUCGCAAGCCAAGAACAUCCGCUCGGGGUGGAAGAACAUUUUCUCCGUGUUCCACUUAGCCGCAGGGGACCAAGAAGAAGCCAUAGUGGAACUGGCUUUCCAGACCACGGGGAAGAUCAUCGUGGAGCUGUACGAGAAACAGUUUGCCACGAUGAUCGAUUCCUUUCAGGAUGCGGUCAAGUGUCUGUCGGAGUUCGCUUGUAACGCUAGGUUUCCCGAUACCAGCAUGGAGGCCAUUCGGUUGGUGAGGGCUUGCGCCGGCAGCGUUGCCGGAUCGCCGCAUCUGUUCGCGGAACACGGCGGCAUGGAGAGUGACGUCACUGUCACGGAGGAGGAUCGUGUGUGGGUGCGCGGAUGGUUUCCGUUGUUGUUCUCUCUGUCCUGCGUAGUCAACAGGUGCAAACUAGACGUAAGGACACGAGCCCUUACGGUCCUCUUCGAAAUCAUCAAAACCCACGGAGAUGCCUUCAGGGGCCACUGGUGGAAGGACUUGUUCAAAAUCCUGUUCAGGAUAUUCGACAACAUGAAACUUCCCGAAAAGCAACCGGAGAAAGCCGAAUGGAUGACGACCACCUGCAACCACGCCCUCUACGCCAUAGUCGACGUCUUCACGCAGUACUUCGACGUUUUGGGGCCCUUGUUGCUGGAGGAAUUGUACGCGCAGCUGCACUGGUGCGUUCAGCAGAACAACGAGCAGCUGGCUAGGUCCGGAACGAAUUGUUUGGAGAAUUUGGUGAACUCGAACGGACAAAAGUUCAGUGAAGAAACUUGGGAAAAGACCUGUCAGUGCAUGCUGGACAUAUUCAACUCGACAAUACCAUCUGGUCUUCUGACGUGGAAACCAGACUCGAUGAAGACGACGGCUGUUAUUGAGCAGAACGGAGACGUAGGGACGAAUAAGGGCAUUUUGAAGAGGCCGAAUCACCAGGACUUCAGUGCGUCCAAUGUCGAGGUGUUCGAGAGUCUGGCCAUCAAGUCGGCCGUGCAGCUCGAGCUGAUCCAAACGAUCGACAACGUGGCCUUCUAUCCGGCGACGUCGCGCAAAGAGGACGCCGAGACGCUGGCGCUGGCCGCCGCGGAUGCGUCGGGAGGCGGGGCCGGGGGGGCGGGACGAGGGGCGGGGGCGGGCGAGUGCCAGCGCGAGGAGCAGGGCGUGUACCGGCUGCUGGGCGCGCCGCAUCUGAUGCGGCUAGCCGACUGUCUGCUGCAGUCGCACAGGUUCGCGAAAACCUUCAACCUCGACCACGACCAGCGCAACCUGCUGUGGAAGGCGGGCUACCGCGGUCCCGCCAAGCCCGACCUGCUCGAGCAGGAGACGCAGAGCCUGGCCUGUUUGCUGCGCAUCCUCUUCAAGAUGUACGGCGACGAGGGCAGACGGCAACACUGGCCGGCAGUCGAGGCGACGCUGAUAUCCGUGUGCCGGGAGGCGCUCGACUACUUUUUGAGGUUGGACAGCGAACGGCACCGCGACGCCUGGACGUCGUUGCUGCUGCUGGUGAUGACGCGGCUGCUCAAGAUGCCCGACGGCAGGUUUGCAGCCCAUGUAUCCAGUUAUUACCCGCUGUUGUGCGAAAUAGUCUGUGUUGAUCUCAAGGCAGAACUCCGGUCCAUAUUGAGGAGAGUCUUCCUGAGAAUUGGACCUGUCUUUCACAUUACUACAACAUAGUCGAAAGUGAAAAUUAGUCAUUUCAAAUAGUCAAAGUUGUACAUAAAUCCAAACAGUCCUAACCUCACUUAAGCGCGUGUCUGUUAACCUACGGAGUACAAAAUCAAUCAAGGUGGGAAAGAUUGAGUGCAUGUUUAUCUCGAAUUUCAUGAUGUUUUUCUCACAUUUUCGAUAGUAUUCUUUACAGGGUGUGUCUGUAAACUUUAGAUGGAAAUGAUCUUCAAACAACUGAUUCACCGUAUUGCCAUUUCCACAAAAUCGUAGUAUUUUCAUAAAUGGUAAAGCAAAAAUCGAAAAGAUUGCCCCAAAUUUACGCUUCUGACGUUGAUGUCUUUGUUUCUAUUGAAAUCGGUGUUCUCAAAUUUGAAACUAGAUAGGUAAAAAAGAGCAAAAUCCGUUCUGAUGAUUAUUAAUUUGCAUAACAUAAUAUCUUCAUUAGUGUGUUGAAAGGAUCAUCUGAAGGUUCAUAGAUACUUUGAAUAUUAUGUGGUUAUAAGAAUGGUUAAUUCGAAUUGGUAAGCAUAGAACAAGAUUCUUUUCGGAGGUUGAAAUAUUCAUAGAGAAUUCGUGUUGUUCAUCAUUAUUUUCAUUAAAAUAUGUUGUAUGAUUGUUAGUGAUUCUUCAUUGAAACGGCAAGAGUUAUAAAAUCGAUGAAUUGAUUUGUAUAAUUAGGAAAAUAUUUUAGUUUAAAAAGUUUUGUAUGCUUAGUUUCUGAGUGAUAAGCAGACAAAAUUCGUAAAAUCGUCGUAUCGGGGUAGGAUUGACAAAGAAAAAAAAAACAGUUUUUCCAGUAUAAAUAUGACAAAGUAAGCUAGAAAAUGUAUUGAUCGGAACUACACCAAAACUAUACCUAUAAUAUACUUUAUAGUUAUAGUUUUGGUGGAGUUGACUGUAUUAUUUUCUCCCUGUCCUGUAUAGUUAUAACCACAUAAAGUAAACCAGGGUGUAUACGAGGCACGGUCAAAAAAAAUUCAUUUUUCGGAAUUUCUUGACCGUGUCUCGUAUACAACCUGAUUUACAUGUUUAUCAGUCCCGAUCAAUAAAUUUUCCAGCUUACUUUGUUUUUACGAACUUUGUCGGCUUAUAUCUCAGAAACUAACCAUACAAAACUUUUUAAACUCACAUUAAACUCACAUAUCUUACUAAUGAGCCAUCCCAUAACAACAUAGCAUAGCAACAUUUCAGCCAAUUCGACCGAGAGCCAAACUUCCAUGUUUUCGUGCGGGGUCCUUUUCAACAGUCAAAUUUACUUCUCGGUGUAUGAGAAUUCAUUAAACACAUUUUUUUUUAGUUCAGAAAAAACUCUUGAAUUCAUAGUUUUACCCCUGAUUUAUAGAUUCCAUUACGCAUCUUUCAACGUUCUGCAAUCGGUACCGUAAGACGAUGAAAUAAAGUUGACAUUUAUAGAUUUUCCUGAAUUUGACACUCGUCAAUCUUGACAUAAUAAUUUGUGUUAUUAUUUUUGUUGGGACUCGAUAUAAAGAUAGUGUAAUGCUCGUCGUGACAUACCCCGUAUACUACAAAAUCCAUAGAGAAAGGUUUUCUACAAAAUCUUGGUACUUACUUAUGGUAUAUACUACUUCAGAACCAACUAAUAGUCGCAGCAUCAUCCUUAUAAAAAUCCAAAAUUCUGCCGAAUAUUCUACACAGAAAUCAUUCGAUUGAUUCACGUGUCACUCAACUUCACUUUUGAACAAACUCCACUUUUUCUAACCACAUCAUGAAAUACACACAAAAAAACUCAGUUGUAUCAUGUUAUAUACACACUAAAACUGAUACAAAACCCGGUAUAUUAAAAGGAAAAGUAAAUUCCGUGGUAAAUUCACUCUGCACUGAAACUCGUUUUUAAAUGCCAAAUGAAAAAUCGACCCUGUAUUCUUGUUUGCUUCCUCAUACUACUGAUAGAUUGUGUAAUGAAUAACGUAUGGCAUUACUCACCAAGAAAUUUAUUCGGGAUGAUAAAGAAAUAUGAAACAGUUUGCAAACGGUUUUCGGUGGGUGCGGAUAUGAUGCGGACCAUUUUUUCGUUUUGUAUACCGGGUGUUGUGUGAGUUUCAGUGCAGACUGCAGUGAUAAUUAUUGUGAUUUGACAGUGAAUUUACCUCGGAAUUUACUUUUCCUUUUAAUAUACCGGGUUUUGUAUCAGUUUCAUUGUGUGUAUAAUAUAAUACAACUGAGUUUUUUUGUGUGUAUUUCAUGAUGUGGUUAGAAAAAUGGAGUUUGUUCAAAAGUGAAGUUAAGUGAAACGUGAAUCAAUCGAAUGAUUUCUGUGUAGAAUAUUCGGCAGAAUUUUGGAUUUUUAGGAGGAUGAUGCUGCGACUAUUAGUUGGUUCUGAAAUAGUAUAUACCAUAAGUAAGUACCAAGAUUUUGUAGAAAACCUUUCUC